UCCAUGGAAUUGAACUGUAGCUCUAUCUGAUUUGGUUUUGGGUUUGGUUAACACAAGAACAGAUGUUAUCACUAUUGUAUCAACUAUCAUUGCUUGGGAAAGAAGACAGACGCUCUAAAACAGCCGGUACAAAGAGUGAAGAGUUUAACAUAUACUUAAACUAUCAACAUUAGUGUUAAUUGUGUAGUUAGUGUUGUGAUAAUAAUUACUUAGCCACUGAUUAAUUUUCAACGAUUUCUAGAAUUGUCUCUGAAACAAGUGAACUGCAUAUACAUUUCGAUAUUUGUUUGUUAAAAUCAAAACAAGAGCCAAACAGGUUGAAUGUUUUAGGGUAGCCCGUGGCCAAUGGUAGGCUAGUUAAAAUGAUAAAUUAUUGUGAUUAAUUCAUUGUUAAAAAUGUUGCCAAAAUGUUUGGACAGUACCUUAAAAUUUAACCAUAUUUUAUUAUGGGUUAUAGCAUUUGCAUGGCGUCUGACUUCUUCUACCCAAACAUGGGUGGUGUUGAAGAACAUGUAUUUAAUCUGUCUCAGUGUCUCUUACAAAGAGGUCAUAAAGUCGUUGUCCUCACUCACGCCUACGGUAAUCGUGUCGGCAUACGUUACAUGACGAAUGGGCUAAAGGUGUACUACCUGCCUAUAAAGACAUUCUACAACCAGUGUGUUCUGCCUACAAUGAUUUGUUCCCUUCCCUUGAUACGCUAUGUUUUCAUCCGGGAAGAAAUCACUCAUGUUCAUGGGCAUUCAGCAUUUUCAGCUUUGGCUCACGAAGCCAUGAUAAUUGGAAGACUUCUAGGACUGAAGACUGUAUUCACAGACCAUUCUUUGUUUGGAUUCGCUGAUACAUCUGCAAUAAUUACAAAUAAAUUUCUAGAAUUAUCUUUAGCUGACUGUGAUCAUUGUGUAUGCGUAUCUCACACUGGCAAAGAAAAUACUGUUCUUCGGGCUAGAGUUAACCAUGAAAAGGUGUCCGUCAUUCCGAAUGCUGUUGAUACAAUAGCUUUCACACCUGACCCUUCCAGGAGGAAAAGGGAUCAAAUUACCAUUGUUAUCGUGAGCCGGUUGGUCUACCGCAAAGGGAUUGACCUGCUUGCUCAAGUGAUGGCUGACAUCUGUGUGAAAUAUGGCAUGGUUCACUUUUUGAUUGGAGGUGAUGGACCCAAGCGUGGUCUCCUGGAGGAAGUCAGGACAACUUUGAACCUCGAAGAUCGAAUUGAGUUUUUAGGGAGCCUGGAACACUCGCAGGUCCGAGACGUGUUGACUCAAGGUCACAUUUUCCUCAAUACCUCGUUAACCGAAGCUUACUGCAUGGCGAUAGUUGAAGCUGCUUCAUGCGGACUUCAAGUAGUGAGUACCAGAGUAGGCGGAAUACCAGAGGUGCUGCCCCCAGAUCUCAUCUACCUCACCGAGCCCACUGUGCCAUCACUAAUGGAAGGAUUAGAACGAGCCCUUAGCGAUCUCCGCCAUGGCAAAAUAGUAGAUCCUUUUGUCUGUCAUACCCGGGUGUCUUCUCUGUACAGCUGGCAAAAUGUGACCUACAGGACAGAAAAGGUUUAUGCCAGUGUUACCAAAGAAUCUUCCAAAAGUAUUGGACAGCAACUCAGAAGUUAUAUGCGAAGCAACGUUCUACCAUUCCUAUUAGUGGUUUCUCUGAUGUACCUGAUUCUUCAAGUAUUGGAGUGGCUAGUGCCAAGACAGGAUAUCGACAUUGCAAGAACAUAUCGUAAGAAGCCACGUAAACUUCAAAUUUAAUCAGUGUCCUUUUAUACACCAUGUAUUUUUUAUUUUUAUGUUCUUUUCAUAUAUUUAUUUUAUUAAAUAUAAAUAAUUUAUUAUGAACAGA
Homalodisca vitripennis (glassy-winged sharpshooter) is the source of this 1839-nucleotide messenger RNA. RefSeq names its product phosphatidylinositol N-acetylglucosaminyltransferase subunit A (gene PIG-A). Gene Ontology annotation, cellular component: glycosylphosphatidylinositol-N-acetylglucosaminyltransferase (GPI-GnT) complex. Gene Ontology annotation, biological process: GPI anchor biosynthetic process. Bases 447 to 1748 code for a protein of 433 amino acids. The record is from RefSeq and is a predicted model, not a curated record. The transcript has 11 exons. Gene Ontology annotation, molecular function: phosphatidylinositol N-acetylglucosaminyltransferase activity. Lineage: Eukaryota; Metazoa; Arthropoda; Insecta; Hemiptera; Cicadellidae.